This is a messenger RNA of Cydia pomonella (codling moth), 413 nucleotides long. RefSeq lists its product as uncharacterized. Bases 1 to 339 code for a protein of 112 amino acids. The record is from RefSeq and is a predicted model, not a curated record. The transcript is spliced from 3 exons. Lineage: Eukaryota; Metazoa; Arthropoda; Insecta; Lepidoptera; Tortricidae.
AUGUUUUAUAAAAUUGUAAAUAACAUUGUUAUAUUUAUUAUCCUUAUACACCUCGAGUUCGUUAGUCGUGUGCUCGUUAAAAUGGCGCGUAUAUUUUAUUUCAUUUUCUUUGUCUGUAUUUUGUUCGGGUUUGCGUACUCCGAAUCACCGACACCAAGAUGCCAGGAUCCCAAUAAAAUAUAUGAAUGCCGGUCCGACUGGGACACGGGGACUUGCGCAGAUAGAUAUAAGUCCCCCCCGUUCGCCCCCACACCACAAGACGUAUGCCGCUGUUAUUGCAAAAGAGGUUCCUACGAGGACAAGUGCGGCAAAUGUGUUGCUUUUGAUGAUUGUGACUAAACAGACCAGGUGUUAAAUGAAAAUCCACAUAAAAAACAACAUUUUAAUUAAAUGUUUUAAUAAAUAAAUAGAAA